Molecule: messenger RNA, 1161 nt
Organism: Impatiens glandulifera
Lineage: Eukaryota; Viridiplantae; Streptophyta; Magnoliopsida; Ericales; Balsaminaceae
Product: homeobox-leucine zipper protein MERISTEM L1-like
Exons: 4
Coding region: 1-1161 (386 amino acids)
Molecular function (GO): lipid binding
Source: RefSeq, a predicted model, not a curated record
AUGGCUGAAAUGGGGGAACCUCUGUGGAUCCCAAAUCGUUCUGAUUGUAGUAUCGGGUUCAAGCUGAAUGAGGAUGAGUAUUUUCAGAUUUUCCCCAUAGGAUUUGGACCUCGCCCUGAAAGUCUUUACUGCGAGUCCUCUCGCCACUCCACCACCCUUAAUAUUAGUUCCCAUUCUCUUCUGGAUUUUUUUAUGUGUCAGGCUAAUUGGAAGUGCUUCUUCAGUGCCAUUGUGUCAAAAGCGACAUGUUUGGAAAUCUUGUCGAAUGGAUUGUCUCCCGGAAAUUAUAAUGGUGCAUUGUACUACAGGCAAGUGGGUGAAAAAAAGUGGGUAGUGGUGGACAUUUCUCUUGACAUAUUUCGGGAAUUCCAUCUAGUGAAAUCGAGGAAAAGGCCUUCCGGGUGCAUAAUUGAAGAUAUGCCCAACAGAUUCACAAACGUGACAUGGAUAGAGCACGUUGAAGCACAACACGUGACUGAUGUUCAUCCAAUCUAUAAGACUCUGGUCAGUUCCGGGUUAGCUUUUCGCGCCAAACGUUGGCUUGGUAUUCUCCAGAGCCAAACUGAUCGUCUCUUCAGUGUCAUGUCCAACACCCUGCCCUUUUCCGAUAUCACUGUGGCGAUGAGUACGGAAAGUAAAAGGAGCCUUACUCUGUUGUCUGAGAGGAUGGUAGGGAUGUUUAAUACGGGAGUGAGUGUGGCUAUAGGGAAUGUUUGGAAUAUAAUUCCAUACAGUGGCCCAAAUAAAAUUAGAGUUCUCAAGAUCAGGAACACAGAUAUUCCCGGUCGUCCUGUAGGGGUCAUCCUUGUCGCUACAUAUUCCAAGAAAUGCGCGGUUCGAAACUUCAGGAACCAAGUCAUCAAAUUGAAAGAUUGUAAUGGAAAAAUGCUUCAUGGACAUGAAGAAGUUCAAAAGGAAGCUACCAGUUAUUAUAAGGGUCUUAUUAUAGCAAAACUGAGUAACGAAGGACUCAAUGCCAGACUUGGGGUGUUGCAACAAAUUGUUCUAAGAACAAUCGACAAUGAGGAUGAUGUUAAGUUGAUAGAAAUGGUCAGUCAAGAAGAGAUUAAGAAUGCUCUGUUUAUGAUGAAAGGAGGUAAAAGUCUAGGGCCAAAUGGAUACAAUGCGACUUUCUUCAAGGAAAACUGGGAUAUAAUUUGA